Messenger RNA from Rhopilema esculentum, 6813 nucleotides. RefSeq lists its product as uncharacterized. The record is from RefSeq and is a predicted model, not a curated record. NCBI's taxonomy places the organism in Eukaryota, Metazoa, Cnidaria, Scyphozoa, Rhizostomeae, Rhizostomatidae.
UUUUCUACCGUAUCAGAAUAAGAAAAUGUUUGGAAAAUGAUCGGACAUCAUUAUGGCUAAUUUUACUUUCUGCUAGAGAGGUUGCUUUAUGUCCAUGUUUUUCAGCAGUUUUUUAUCUGAGUCAUGCAAAAUGGCCGAAGAAAGAGCAAAGACCUUCAAAUUUGUCCCCUUAGCAUUUCCUAGCCGUGAAAUGCUUUUAGAGAAAACCCAUUGCUACCAAUAUGUGCUAUGUUAUUCGUGCCACAUAGCUACAAUUCCAUUCAUGGCUGCUCUGCUAAUGUCAAAUACAAUUCUAGCGAUGGCUGCCUAGUCAAACGCCUAACCACGUGCGAGGCAGCAAACUUUCGUACUAAUUCUAAAAUCUAACCCCCCUUUCCCUAUGGGGGGCUAGAUUUUAGAAUUAGUUAAAAUAUUUGUUGGAUUGUAAAUCUUUCCAAAGAAUUUGUUUCUGGCCUUGAAAAUCUUUUAGGCAGGGCAUUCUCCUCAACCAUCGACCGCAUUGCCUAACCUUUGUUUUUUCGACUGAUUAUGGAAAUAUAUUGUAUAAGGAAUAAUUUAAGCCCUUACAACAUUUUCAAAAAUUCACCAAAAUCACGUGAUCGGUGACGUCAAAAAGUUAGUUUUACAAGACUAAAAAUCAUUCUAACUUCUCAAGUAGACGUCCGAUUUCAAUAUAAGAGCCAGAUUCGGGCUCGCCUGAAUAACAGCUUUCGAAUGAUGUAUACAAAUAUACAUUUUGAUAAUGUCAGCAUUUUUAUACAGUGACGUCAUCACUUUCAAAAUGGCGGUCGACCAGCAAGUAGAUUCCACUUUGUUUCCAUAACGACUUAGUUCUACCGCAGUUGAGCGCCCCAUGAUAAAGGAGAGCGAUGAUGUUGAAUAUCAAGUGUAUUUGAAUAACACACGAUGAAUGUCACAUUUAAAUUAUAACUAACUAUGAAGCGUGGGAAUGUCGAAGAUAGUCUGUUUCUAAUUUCAGAACAAGUUGUUUAGAGGUAUAAGUUGCCUCCGAUGUGUUCGAACUUAGAACUGGCUGCUGACAAUUUUCUCUUUCGUUGAAGAUACUAAGUUUUCGGGUAGUGAAAUGAUGGUUUGUUGCAAAGGAAAUAUUUAAUAGAAGGUAAGCAAUCUUGUAUUGUUAUUUUUUGUAAGUUCAAUUGACGCUUUAUGGUCUUCCUGCGCUUACUUUUUAAAUUUUAUAUCUAUUAUUCGUCUGUAUACAAGAGUAGACAUUUAGUUAGAGACAUUUCCCCGUUGUCAACUGAGUUCCUAAUUUUAUUUGAGGUUUGGUUUCUAUGGAUACAUCUAGUUCAGAGCCUCUAUUUAGUCCGGCAAGGUAUAAGGACAAGGAACUUUGUUUGAUUUGUUCCAAUGAAUUCAAGCAAAAAGAUAUUGGAAAUUCUCUUACAAACACUGGUUGGAAAAAAUUCAAAGAGAAUGCGGAAAAGUGGAGCAACAUUGACAUCCCGUUUAGUGAAAGUACACAUAGGUUCACCGAAGUAUUUCCAAAAAUCCGCAGUCUCGACGACCCCUUCGGAAAGGUGCACAAGAGUUGCAGAGCCGUAUUUGAAAACAACAGCGAUCGCUUCAAGCAGAAAUAUGGCCUUGUGAAUGACUCGUCGGAUCCAUGUGAAGACUCAGUUAUUAAUGGCAAUGAUGAUAGUACGGUGCCAUCGCCAAGAAAGAGAGUAACAAGAAGUCGCCAAAAAGGAAGCCUAAGAAAAGAAAAAUGUUUUAUUUGCAACGAGGAAAAAGGAACGGACCUUUUAAAAGGAUAUAACCAAGGAGGAAUUGGCCGAUGCUCUGAUACAAAUGCUGCCAACAAAAUUUUAGAGAGAAAAGAAGCAUAUCUUGCAGAUAAGGGUAGUCGCUUUCAUGAUGCCUCGCGAAGAUUAGAAUUACUGCUAAGUGGCGAAUCCCAUGACAUAUUUGCCGUUGAUGUCUAUUACCAUCAAGCAUGUUAUUUGAAGUAUACUCACUCAGCCUGGCUUAAAGAAAAAAGAGCUGAUGUUGAAGAUGCAAGAGAAGAGCACGCACUUCAAUCCUUUUUUUACAAAUUCCAAUCCAAAAUCAUUCGUGACAAGCAAGCCUUUCUUUUGCACGAGCUUCUCAAAGAUGUUGCAUUAAUAUCCGAGGAAAUAGGUUUGAAUGCACCAGUUAUUCAGACAACUCAAACUUUGAAACGAAGAAUCAUCGAUGAGUGUGGCCCUGAGAUAUCUUUCUACAAUUCUGGCAAAUACCUUAUAGUGCAUGCAUCAGAUGUCAACCCGUGUGAAUAUGCAAUUGCUACGUUGCAUGGCUGUGGACUUAGAGACGAUGAUCUAUCAAAAGCAUUUGGCAGGAUGGUUAAGCGUAAGUUAGAGGCAAGGAGAAAUGCUCCAAGACAAUGGCCUUGUACAACUGAAGAGAUACUGAGCCAGCUUGACAGAGGGCCACUUCCAGAAAUUUACAAUGCCAUAUUUUAUACUCUGAAAGAUUACGGUGAAAAGAAUGAAUAUGGUUACAAUAAAACGAUCUCACGUGUUAGGGCGACAAAGAUCUGGUCCUUAGCAAGCGAUUGGGAACACCUCAUAACCAAACAGCCAUCUCCUAAACAGGCGAUCUUGGGCUUAGUUCUUCAUAGAAUUACUGGUAGCAAAGAGAGUAUUAACUAUCUGCACAAGUUAAACCACAUUGUUUCAUACAAUGACAUUCGACUACAGAAUAUGGCUUGGUCAAGAAUGGUUAUGUCCAAAAAAGCUGUAACUGCUGGUCUCAGAAAAGGCGUAGUCACACACAGCACCAUUGAUAACAUUGAUGCGGCACAGGACACAAUAACUGGUGCUGGGACAACCCAUUUCACCAAUAAGACCGUUUUUCAGCUUUUACGAGGCGACCAAGAUGUACUACCAACAAUAGCGGAAUGUCCACAAACACCAUUGAGCAUUGAUGACGAGCCUGAAAUGCAGUCAGUUGAAGUUCCAGAGUAUAGCUUGGGAAAACGUUGCGGACCUUCAGUUUUUUCUAAGUUCAACGAUAGCAAAGACGAUGGGCUACUAGACGAACGUUUCAAGAAAGAUUUUGCGUGGUCACUUGCCGGAUUUCUUCCUCUCAAAAUUGAAAAUGAAGAGCUGCCUUUACUUGGUUCGUGGACUGCUUUCCAGCGCGCGAUCACAGCUUCAGAAACAAAUGAAUGCAUUGUUGAAUACUUGCCGAUGACUCCUGAGACGCCUGACUAUCCAGUAUGCAAGGAAUACCUUGAUUCUCUCUUGGAUAUGAUUAGAGAACUCGACAUAGCUCAUAUUUUUGUUCGUGCGGAUGAAAUGGUGUAUGCAAAGAUAUACCACAUUAUCUGGAAGAAUCCUGACUUGUAUAGUCAGAUCAAAGUGCUGAUGGGUGGCUUUCAUCAACUGAGGGUUCAUCAACGCCUUAUCCAUAAAAGGCACGCAGUUAAAGGUUAUAAGCAAUGGUGGAUUGAUGCAGAAACUGUUGCGUCUGGUUCUGCUGAUCAAGCGAUGGAGGGUGGCCACUACUAUCGUUGUAUGCGUACACAUAAAGAAACUUUUUAUGCACUCAUACAAUGCUUCGUCGAAGACAGCACAAAUGAUCUUGCAAACGUAGAUAAAAGAUUUCUCGGGGCUCUGGUCUCACUACGGCAGAGUCCUUCAAAGUCUACACUGGAGAAUGUGAUGGCAAUGCAAUCAUUCAAAGAUAUGGUCGCUUCAUUGUUGGACGAUGUAAAGGGUACAGAAAAACGCCUUACAAUCGCUUACUUGAAGGAUGUGUCUGCUUUGUUGAGUAUGGUAGCAGCUGUGCGGGAAAGCAACAUUGAGCUACACUUGCAAGCAGAACGAAAUAUGAUUCCGCUUACAUUCGCAUUCAAUCACAUCAACUAUGCCCGCUACUGUACCUACCAGCAUGUGCUUCUCCGAACAUGGCAGGAAGAGCAAUCUCCAGCAUUCCAAGAAUUAAGCGAAUUAGGAUUUGGAGGCAGCAUCACAGGGGACAAAUUCUCUGCAAUUCAUGGCGAUCUACACACAGAGUUGUUUAAUCGAGAAGCUAAAGGGACUGCAGGUCCAUACAGGUCUGGAUUCAGCACAAACGUCAAUGCAGUUAACACCUGGAUUGCUACGUCUCACAUUCAUAGCAAGUUGAGAGUCACCCUGAAGCAACAGCUGUUCUUAAAGACGUCAUCAGUUCACAAGGAGAACACUCCAGGUGGGAAAAAGCUCCAUCAGAAGCAUGUCGAUAGCCUUAAAAGAACUCUUCGAAGCUAUGGCACUAACCCAUUUUCUGAUGCUCCUGCAAAAUCCAUUUCAACUGGUGAAGAAUUGGAUCCAGAAAUAGCUAAAGACCUCCUUGAAGCGCCGAUUAUAGGGGAAGAGAAAAUGCUUCAGUUCAUAGAUGAUCGCUUGAUUACUGGCAGCGUUGACUUCUUCACGCCGAUCAAGAAAACAAAGCUGAAGACAGGUCUAGAAAAGGUUAAACGGAUUCCUACAGCUAUUGCCGUGCUCAAGGAAGACAGGCAGGCCUUUGGACUACUCGUUUCAAAAGCAGGAAGUCUGCAAGAGGCAUUUACUCAUCCAAUUACAACUGUCCCUCUUUCAAUCGCUACAGCUGACUCAACUUUGCGUCAGUCAGACAAAGCGACUUUACAAAGAUUCUUAAUCGAAGAGUCACAAUGCAUCAAAGAAGCGCCUCCGAAGUCUACCGUUUGGAUAGUAGAUGGAAUGGCAGCAGUUCGCUCCCUCAAGCCAAAGCCAACGUACCGAGCAUGGAUGAACAGCCUAAUUAAAUUUGUUACUCCUAAAGCUGAAAUGAAUGCGAGUGAAGUACACAUUGUGAAUGACACCUACCUUGACAAAAGUGUGAAGAACGACACCAGAAAGAAACGUGGUGAACCUGGGCCUAGAGUUCAUUUAGAAGGAUAUGACCAAAAUAUGUUGCAAGGUUCAAAAUGGCACGAGUUACUGUACCGGAAUGAGAACAAAACUGAUUUGAUUAGAAUGAUUGCACGAUUUCUGAAGGAAGAUGGAUGCUAUACUGGUGCUAUACCACUUGUUUUUACAUCAUGUAAUGCAACGUUUAGAGUUUACAAUGGAAGGGUGCAAGAAAUGGAGAAAUGUAAUCACGAAGAGGCCGACACAAGGUUGAUUUUACAUGCCGUAGAGUCUAAACAGGAUGUUGUCAUUGUUGCAAAAGAUACAGAUGUGCUCGUAUUGAUGGUUUGGGCUUUCGCUUUUCUUGAUGUAGAACGCAAAUGGUUCUUCAGAAAAGAUGAUGGACAAUUUGCAGAUGUGGGAGAAAUCUGUUCACAUUUCGGAAGAGACGUUUGCCUUCAUCUACCAUCUUUACAUGCUUUAUCUGGCUGUGAUACUACAUCCUAUUUCUACAACGUAGGAAAGGUAAGGUUGUUGAAGACAGUCAUCAAGAACCCGCGAUACCUUGAACUGCUUGACAGCCUUGGAAAAGAAAAAAUGAUUGGUGACAGCGAUAUACAAGAUGUUCAAAAGUUUGUUCAAGUUGUAAUGUAUCCUGGCAAGAAUGAGGAAAGCUAUGUGGCAACAAGAGUAAGAAUGUAUCACAAAAUGAAAGUAAAGUCUUCCUUAAGCCUCCCUCCUGAUCCACACUCGCUGAAGCAAGCUAUUCUGAGAGCGCACUGGCAAACCUACUACUGGUUGCGUUGUACAGAACCAUCUGUUGAAAAUAUUUCAUUUGAAGGUUGUGGCUGGAAAUGGUCUUCUCAAGGGUCUUCACUGAAACCCGUUUGGUUCACGUGCCCCCAACUGCCCCCUUCUUUGCGGUCAAGACGACGAAACAAGAGCCGACUUUCAGAAAGCGAUGGGGCAGAUGUCGAAAGUUACUGUGAAAACCCCCCUGCUCCAAAGAAACGCAGGAGAUGUGCAAAGGUACUGAAACAGACUCGCUGUGUCGAUGACGAUAGUGCUAGUAACGAAGAAAAGGAAACAUCAAACCAGUCAGACUCUGACUUAAAUAGCACUGGGCUUUCUGAUGAACAGAACAGCGAAUGGGAAGUUUCUGACUUCAGUUCCUCGGAGGAUUCUGGCGAUGAAUGGAUUCCUUAAGACGAAUUGUUAUUAAUUUUGAAAAGUUAAAUUGAGUCCUGAAGAACAAUUAUACUAAAAAAAAAUGCUGCAAAACGAAUCAGAAAUGUUUUUGAUUAUAUUAGAGCUCUUAUCUUGAAAUGUAAUGGUCGACCGCCAUUUUGACAGUAAUGACGUCAUUGUAUAAAAAUGCUAACAUUAUCAAAAUGUAUAUUUGUAUAUAUCAUUCGAAAGCUGUUAUUCAGGCGAGCCCGAAUCUGGCUUUUAUAUUGAAAUCGGACGUCUACUUUAGAAGUUAGAAUGAUUUUUAGUCUUGUAAAACUAACUUUUUGACGUCACCGAUCACGUGAUUUUGGUGAAUUUUUGAAAAUGUUGUAAGGGCUUAAAUUAUUCCUUAUACAAUAUAUUUCCAUAAUCAGUCGAGAAAACAAAGGUUAGGCAAUGCGGUCGAUGGUUGAGGAGAAUGCCCUGCCUAUUUGCCUAGAGCUAGGAUCGAAUUGUGAAAAGAGAAUGGAUGUACAUCCUUUUGAUCCAAAGAAGCCCUUUGCGCUCAUCGUUGUAGGUAACUGAGGAAUUUAUAACCUCAAUUUCCCAUUCUACAUCUGAUGGGCGUUUUAAAGACCUUUGUUUUCGAGUAUCCGAUGAAAUAAAAGUAUGACUUCUGCAAAAACUUGAAUUUGAAUUUGAAGUUUGGUUUCUAUGUCAAAGAUAUUUUAUAGAUAUAAGUAUCCGGUCCGACAGUUUCUUGGUUGUAAGACAUUUGUCAUUA